AGGUCCUCCCGAGCCAAGGCCCCUCCCUCUCCAGUCCUUUCCUGCAAGGAAGGGGGGGGGUGUUGCUUUGUGUCUCUCCUGCAAGGGCUGCCUCGCUGCCCCCUCCUGGGAUCUGGAUUUGCUGCAGCUUCUCAUUUAGACGGACAGAACCUGGCAGAAGACCAAAGGAUUCCUUCUGAUCUCUCAGAGGCUUCCUGAGAGCACAGAUGGAUGAGCAAGACUCAGAUGGCCCUAAAGCAGAAAGAGGCCAUGCCAACCAAACUGGGAGCAGUGGGGGAUUCUGGGAAAACUCUGUGCAGAAGAUCCUGGGUGAGGAGGACACCCUCCGCUCAGAGGUGCAGAGCCAGCAGGUGAGGCAGUUCUGCUUCCAGGAGGCCAAAGGACCCCGAGAGGUAUGCAACCGACUCUACCACCUUGACCAUCAGUGGCUGAAGCCAGAAAGGCACACGAAAGCUGAGAUGCUGGACUUGGUGAUCUUUGAGCAGUUCCUGGCUGUCCUUCCCCCGGAGAUGGAGAGCUGGCUGAGGGACUGCGGAGCGGAGACCAGUUCCCAGGCGGUGGCCCUGGCCGAAGGUUUCCUCCUGAGUCAGGCAGAGGAGAGAAAGCAGGAAGAGAGAAAGCAGGGAAAGUAUCUCUUUGCAGAAAUGGACCUGGAUUCCUGUGAGGCAGAAUGA
Podarcis raffonei (Aeolian wall lizard) is the source of this 674-nucleotide messenger RNA. Its product is annotated as zinc finger and SCAN domain-containing protein 31-like. Lineage: Eukaryota; Metazoa; Chordata; Lepidosauria; Squamata; Lacertidae. The transcript is spliced from 4 exons. The record is from RefSeq and is a predicted model, not a curated record. Bases 207 to 674 code for a protein of 155 amino acids.